AUUCCAAACCCCGUGAUGAGCUCUUGCAGAAUGACAGAAUCCAGAUUGUGGGACUGACAGAAUUUAAGAGUCUUACAGUCGGGCCUCGAGUCCUUCAAUACGGAGUCAAAGUUGUCCUUCAGGCAGUGUACUUGCUGUGGAAGUUGACGUGGAGGGAGCCAGCAGACUACAUCUUUCUCCAGAACCCCCCGGGCCUGCCUGCCAUUGCUGUCUGCUGGGCGGUGGGCCGCCUCUGUGGGAGCGAGCUCGUCAUCGACUGGCACAACUAUGGCUACUCCAUCAUGGGCCUGGUGCACGGCCCCAGCCACCCCCUCGUUCUGCUGGCCAAGUGGUACGAGAAGCUCUGUGGGCGCCUCUCCCGCGUGAACCUGUGCGUGACCAAUGCCAUGCGGGAAGACCUGGCGGAGAACUGGCACAUCCGGGCCGUGACCUUGUACGACAGGCCAGCAUCUUUCUUUAAAGAGACGCCACUGGAUCUGCAGCAUGAGCUCUUCCUGAAGCUGGCCCGCACCCACUCUGCUUUCAGGGCCUGCUCAGAGCACUUGGACCCCGGCAUGGAGAGGUCGGCCUUCACGGAGCGGGACCCCCGGAGCGGGGCGGUGACGCAUCUUCGUGGGCGGCCGGCCCUGCUGAUCAGCAGCACGAGCUGGACAGAGGACGAGGACUUCUCCAUUCUGCUGGCGGCAUUAGAAAAGUUUGACCAGCUGACCCUGGGUGGAGAGGACCUUCCUGCGCUGGUCUGUGUGAUAACAGGUAAAGGGCCACUGAAGGAGUAUUACAGCCGCCUCAUCGGCCAGAAGCACUUACAGCGUGUCCAGGUCUGCACCCCGUGGCUGGAGGCUGAGGACUACCCUUUGCUUCUGGGGUCAGCGGACCUGGGUGUCUGUCUGCACAAGUCCUCCAGCGGCCUGGACCUACCCAUGAAGGUGGUGGACAUGUUCGGGUGCUGUCUGCCUGUGUGCGCCGUGAACUUCGGAUGUUUACACGAACUUGUGAAGCAUGGGGAAAAUGGCCUGGUCUUCGAGGACUCGGAGGAGCUGGCGGCUCAGCUGCAGAUGCUCUUCUCGAAGUUUCCUGACCCUGUGGGCAAGCUCAGCCAGUUCCGCAAGACCCUGCGGGAGUCGGAGCAGCUGCGGUGGGAUGAGAGCUGGCAGCGGACCGUGCUCCCUUUGGUUAUGGACACGUAACCCUGUGGGCCAGACCGGAACCCUGCGGCAGCCAGCGGCCCUCCUCGCGCCCCUCCCGCUCUGCCGCCCCAGGAGGCCGUGGGCAGCUGCUUCUGAAAAGCACCUCCAGUGGUGGGAAGCUGAAAGGAGAGCAGCACCAUCUGGUGAGAGGCCUCCAGCCCAGGAAACUGGUCUAUCUGGUUUCUUCCUAGGAGCCUGGCCUCUGAACUCCCACCCAGGCAUUCCUUCUCAGACUUGUGUGGUCCCCUUCAGCUUGCCCCUGUGGGGUGCCUCCUGUGUCCCUAACCCUCACUCGCUGCUCCCAGUGUGGCAGGUGUAACAGGGUAACGGGUGUGGCUGCCUGGCUGCUAAGGGGUGAGAACUCAUCCAGGUGGGGGAAGUCUUACCCAACAUGUGUUUUUAUUUGCAUAAAAGAAAUGCUUAUCUUUGAGCCAAAAUUUU
This is a messenger RNA of Tupaia belangeri chinensis (Chinese tree shrew), 1628 nucleotides long. RefSeq names its product ALG1 chitobiosyldiphosphodolichol beta-mannosyltransferase (gene ALG1). Lineage: Eukaryota; Metazoa; Chordata; Mammalia; Scandentia; Tupaiidae. Gene Ontology annotation, cellular component: endoplasmic reticulum. Gene Ontology annotation, molecular function: mannosyltransferase activity. The record is from RefSeq and is a predicted model, not a curated record.